AACUUCUUAUCAUUUCCCUCUGCCCAUUCUCUUCCUUCUCGUAACCAUGGUUUCCUCUUUACUGGCAUUUUCUCCUGAACUGUGCUUAAAGCCAUGGCAGAAUACUGGUAAUUCUUCUAACAAACUUAAAAUUCCUUCUGGGCUUAAUAAAAACAAGAUCCAAGCUGUAGUACGGUGCAAGAAAAAGGGAGAAAUAUUUCAUAGUUCAUUGAAAAAUGGACAUUUACGCACUGAUUUUCCACCCUUUAGUAAAGUCUUGCCACAGAAGUCCGUGAUUCCUAUUGCUGUCUCUCUUUCUGUUUUUCUAUGGUCUGGUUCAGCUCAUGCUGGAUUUCUCUCGGGUUUCUCUGGGAUAGAAUCAGUUCCUGGUCCUCAGUUACCUGAGAUUGACUUUCUCACCCGCUUUAACGAAGAAAAUCAGAAGAAGUACGCAGAAUUUGAUGAAAGAUUCAAAGAGUCUCCCUUGCUUAAGAAGUUGCUUGAACAAUCCAAGCUGAACAAGGAAAAAAACCGACAAGCUAUUCAAGACAAAUAUUGUAUUCGAGGAGCUGAGUGGGGUGUUGGAGACUGCUCGGCUGAUGGUAUGUCACCUGAAGAUAGAGAGAAGUUCAUUGCCAUGUUGAAGCAGAAGGCUGGAGUCGAAUGAACGCAGCUGCUGUCACAUAUUGAUAAUGCCCUUUCUUUUCAGAUUUGUAGAUCAGGUAUUUCCGUUAACAGGUUGUCUGAAGAUCUGAUUUGCAGGUUGAUGGCUGCACAGAGAAAAUUCUUGAAGCACAAUUACAUCGUACGAAGAAUCAAACUAGCAAAUUCAGAAAGGGAGACACAUCUGAUGCAAAGCAGGCAUUAAAUUAUAUAAGAAAAAUCUAAAAAUUUCAACUACACGUGGGUGUUUUCUAUUGAGCAGCCUAUUUAUUUGUUUCACACCCUCAAGA
Olea europaea var. sylvestris is the source of this 932-nucleotide messenger RNA. RefSeq lists its product as uncharacterized. The record is from RefSeq and is a predicted model, not a curated record. Bases 47 to 646 code for a protein of 199 amino acids. NCBI's taxonomy places the organism in Eukaryota, Viridiplantae, Streptophyta, Magnoliopsida, Lamiales, Oleaceae. The transcript has 5 exons.